AUGAUUUCAUUUACUAAAAUAUCUUUAUUUUUCAUAAUACUUUAUUUUAAACACAAUCUUGCCUAUUGUUUCAUCAGUAAUUACAAUUUACACCCUUUAACUAACACAUUCAAUUCGUCAAAUUUCAAAAGAGAGAAUCGUAGGAAGGUGCUAAAAUAUGUAGCUGAACAGGUGUAUAAGGACCACAAUCACGGGUCAAUACACUUGAAGGCCUUGGAAGCUCCCAAAAGUGAGUUCUUUAGGCGCAUUAAUCACUUCUUCUCUGACGCACCCGAAAGCGGCUACACACAGCACAGAUCGCAAACACAUAUUGUACAGUCUAACACAUUCAGGGACGCUCUGGUAGCGAACACCGGCACGCUGAUAAUGGUCAUGAUAUACCUGAUUAAAAUUUACAGGCUUCUCCUGUUCGCGCGGUUCCUGAUGGACUCGCUCACCAACAUCAACCCGUUCCUGCCGCCCUUCUCGUUCAUCUACGAGACCACCAACUUCUACACCAAGUUGGUCGAGUCGUUUCCCACCGUGAUGGGCGUCAACGUCUUCUCGGAUAUCCCCUGGUUCAUUUUAAACAACAUCGACAACUAUCUCACGUCGCUAAUCACGCAUAUAAACUAA
Theileria orientalis strain Shintoku is the source of this 615-nucleotide messenger RNA. RefSeq lists its product as hypothetical. NCBI's taxonomy places the organism in Eukaryota, Apicomplexa, Aconoidasida, Piroplasmida, Theileriidae. Bases 1 to 615 code for a protein of 204 amino acids. The transcript has a single exon. The record is from RefSeq and is a predicted model, not a curated record.